GCGAACUAGAGAAUUUUGGUUUAGGAGCACACAACUUGAGGCGUGUGUGUAUGAGAAGGUGUCUGCAUGUCGGGCCGGUGUUUAGUUCUAUAUGAAGGAUUCAGGAUACUAGCUCCACUAUACAUAAAUAAGUACCAGUGGUAACAGUGAAUGGGUAGGAGAUGAUGCCAACUUUGCCAGUACCAAGCUGCUGCCCUCUCUAGGACGAUUCCGGUACUAACUCCUGUGGAUACGUUGAUAAUAACAUCAUGGAUGAAAUAUCGGAUAUUUCUAUUGAAAACUUCCGGUCCAAGAUUACAUUUGGCGUGGACUUGGUAGAUAGUGCCCUGAAGCAAAUAUCUUUCCUUCAGCAAGUGGACCGGAACCGAAGUCUUUAUGAUGACACAGUAUUACGUCACGCGGUUUGGCGUUACGAGAAGCUGUGGCUCCCCUUAGCUACUGAGCAUGCAGAAAAGACAUUGGCGGCACCUCUUGACAUUGAAUGGGUGUGGCACUGCCAUCUGCUGUCGCCACUGAGUUAUGAGGAUGAUUGUAAAACUGUGGUAGGUUUGACUGUAAACCACAAAUUGCUGUCAGAAAAGGAGAGAGAGAAGGCAUUAGAAAUCAGUAAACAAUUAUGGACGUCCAAAUAUCCAAACGAAAAGUUUGAAUUGGAGGUUCGUAAAAACAACGGCAGCUUACCUGGACGUGGCGAUCUCGUUCUAGAUGAGGCGUCCAAGCUGUCCUACAAUGUUAUUGAGGCAGCGAAGCGCCAGCGAGUGUUCGCGUACCAAGUAUCCCUCCCUCACUACUGCGAUCGACACUUUCUUAAACGUGCCGUGGAACGAUAUCAAAAAAUGCUAUAUCUGAAACUUCAAAACCCGCGAGUCUUUCUAGUUCCGUGUUAUGACAUGGACCUCAUAUGGCAUUCUCAUCAGCUCCAUCCUCUUAUCUACAAGGAGGAUACAACACGUGUUCUCGGCAAAAUGUUUAACCACGACGAUUCCGUCAAUGACCGUAAUUUGGGGUCAAAGUUGAACCAGGCCGAUAAAAAGACCAGAGAGCUGUGGCGGGAGGCUUUUCACGAGAACUUUACCGAAUUUGGCGCCAUGUACCGGGGGGAUCCCCCAUCAGGUCUGCAACCAAUCACCUUGGACGAAAUGUUUUCUUUCUCAACAAAGAAAGCAAAUAUACACCUCGACCGGAUGCAAGUUGAGGGACUUCCGGAGGAGCUUAAAAACUUCAAAAUAAAGAUUCACUAUGUCGCCAGUGAAAAGGAAGGUCCGUCCAUUACAUCAUUUAAGGGACCAGGGAGGGAAUGGGAACGAAAGAAAAGCGGAAGUGCGUUUUGCUUUGACACAAAAUUAUACAAUUGCAUUAAAUUUAAACUUAUUCAGAUGUUGCGGCCUAUGUGUUUUAGUAGUUCGGAACAGCUUGCACAAAGUGUGUUCCACAUGCUGCCUAUAGUGGAAGACUUGAAUCGUGGGGACACUAAAAUCAACGAGACAGUGAUGCUGGACGAGGAACGUAACCUCAAGGUAUCGUUCACGGCUGAUGUACAGGUCCAGCCUAAACCAGGACCUUGUAUCCUCUUCCUCAAGAACGGCAACUACGAGCCGCGUUUCUGUAUCAUUCCUGAACACGUCCAGCAGAUGUGGGGUCCGAUUCCUCUCCCACGGCUCCCAUCUGGGAAAGAUAAUCACUGCCUUGUAGCUUCUCACAAGUUUGUAAAUCACACAGGUGAGAAGACGUUUACCUGUCGUGUCAUCCACAGUCUACCACUGUUAAUGUCAGCGGUCCAGGUGUUUUACCAAGACAAAAUGGCAGCUGUUGGUCAUCUUAUAGGAUCUGACCAGCUGCCCACCCCAGGCCAGCUAGGAGAUUCAAAGGUUUGUCCUUCUGUGAAUCCAAAAGCUGGACAAAGAGCCAUCCUGAUUAAGAACAACGACGGAGAUUGGGGUAUUCUGAUUGGUCAAUGGACGGGAUUCCGGCGGGGAAUUCCCGGGAUCACAGGGCGCAAAAACAAAAAGGGACAGAAAGGUGUACCAGGUAGUUGUGGAACUCUAAGCAUACGUUUUUUCCGAAGUCACACUGCACAAUGGCAACAGAUGGCACUGCCGUAUCUCGACAACGUCUUCAAGUUUCGCCUUCACGAGGCUGACGUCGAUCUGAGACAUGGCGUCGUGCAGAUUAAGUCUGACAGUAAUGAGAUAGCCGAGAACAUUGCGCUGGCAUUCAGCGUCGCCCUGCUACAUGUGCUUUGUCAACCUCGGGUACCUAGUACAAUCACUGCGAACGGCACUAGUCCUGGCACUCCAAUGCGGGGUUCUAGGCCAAUCAACCGCGUGCCUGCCGAUGACCUUGGCCUUGUGGUUGCUGCUGGUUACUCGGUAGACACACCUACAAAUGCAUACAUCCGACGUGUUCACGGAGGAAAAACAUGCACGGGAGAUUCGGACUACGGUGGACUUGGCUAUAUGUACACUGAUUUAGAGGCAGCGGAACUAGCUACGGACGUGUUUGGAGUGGAUGGCGAAAUCAAUCAAAUGCAAUCGGAUACUGCCGCCAACGCUGCAGAUGCCGACAUAGGAGCGAACUCUGGAGCGGAUGGGGGUGAAGCGGGAGUCGACGGAGGAGAGGCAGGAGGUUGUGGUGGGUGCGGUGGGUGUGGGGGAUGUGGCGGAUGCGGGGGAUGUGGAGGAGGAUGUGGAAGUUGUGGGGGAUGCGGAGGAUGCGGGGGGUGA
This is a messenger RNA of Ylistrum balloti, 2723 nucleotides long. RefSeq lists its product as uncharacterized. The record is from RefSeq and is a predicted model, not a curated record. Bases 249 to 2723 code for a protein of 824 amino acids. Lineage: Eukaryota; Metazoa; Mollusca; Bivalvia; Pectinida; Pectinidae. The transcript has 5 exons.